Molecule: messenger RNA, 1460 nt
Organism: Ipomoea triloba (trilobed morning glory)
Lineage: Eukaryota; Viridiplantae; Streptophyta; Magnoliopsida; Solanales; Convolvulaceae
Product: putative methylesterase 12, chloroplastic
Exons: 5
Coding region: 243-1295 (350 amino acids)
Biological process (GO): jasmonic acid metabolic process; salicylic acid metabolic process
Molecular function (GO): methyl salicylate esterase activity; methyl jasmonate esterase activity; methyl indole-3-acetate esterase activity
Source: RefSeq, a predicted model, not a curated record
GAGACAAAUUAUGUAUACGUAGACUCGGGAGAGAUAAAGGAAAGAGAGAGAGAGAGGGAAGAAGAAAAACGGCGAACACCAUAAGAUGUGAUAAGAGUAUUAAAUUGCUUGCAUAUUCAGUUGAGUUGAGUUGUUUCCCCCUGAUUUUCCUCAUCUCUGUCGUUUUCUCCAUUCAAUUAUCAUCUGUUAUCGCACCGUUUCCACUCUCUCCUCCAUCCGCAAUUCGGAAGAGGGGGUUUCAAAUGGGAAACCGGUUUAUGUGCAUGGCGAAGAAGGAUUCGCGGGAGAAUGGGAGAGGCGGCGCGUCUCGGAGCAAGAGAGCGGAGAGGUCGAAGCGGAGGUCAGCGAUGGAAGAGGAGUUACUGCAGAGGCAAGCUUUGGCGAUGGCGAUUCAGCAGCACCAGUUGUCUCAGCGGUUCGAGGGGUCUAUGUCGCGCCGGAUUGGGCCCACCGCUUCUCGCCGCCGCAACGACCUGCCGGAAUCUCUCAACGACUCUAAACAGUCACUGGAAAUCUUGGAGAACAUUAAAACGAAGAAGUUUGUUUUGAUACAUGGAGAGGGAUUUGGAGCUUGGUGUUGGUACAAAACUGUUGCUUUACUGGAGGAAACGGGAUUGCAUCCUACUGCGUUGGACCUCACAGGAUCUGGCAUCGAUCUGACAGAUACAAACAAUAUAACAACACUGGUAGAAUACUCAAAGCCUUUGAUUGAUUAUCUCCAGAACUUACCAGAUGAUGAAAAAGUGAUUUUGGUCGGUCAUAGUACAGGAGGUGCUUGCAUUUCAUACGCAUUGGAACAUUUUUCCCAAAAAAUCGCAAAAGCAGUUUUCCUUUGUGCUACAAUGAUAUCUGAUGGGCAGAGACCUUUCGACGUGUUUGCUGAAGAGCUUGGUUCUGCAGAACUUUUCUUGCAGGAUUCCAAGUUUCUGGUCUAUGGCAAUGGUAAAGACAAGCCCGCUACUAGUUUCAUGUUUGAGAAGGAGCAGAUGUGGGGGUUAUAUUUCAAUCAAUCUCCAACAAAGGACAUGGCUCUGGCAAUGGCUUCAAUGAGACCCAUACCUCUCGGCCCGAUGAUGGAGAAGCUGUCAUUGACACCCGAGAACUAUGGGACCAGCCGGAGAUUCUAUGUCCAAACAUUGGAUGACAACGCGCUUUCUCCCGAUGUCCAAGAAAAGAUUGUCAGGGAAAACCCUCCUGAAGGAGUCUUCAAGAUCAAGGGCAGUGAUCAUUGCCCUUUCUUCUCAAAGCCACAGUCACUGCACAAAAUUUUGCUUGAGAUUGCGCAGAUUCAGUAGAGGAUUCAACAUCUUCAAGAAGCAGCACAGAUGGAUUCUUUUUCAGGCAGUGAAAAUAGCUUUUUCCCUUUUUUAUGAAACCCAAAGAUGUGUAAUAACUCAAAGUUUUCUUGUGCAGAAAUCAGUUUGCCAGUGAAUAUGAGAUAUGGAAGCUCCAAAGUGUGA